Necator americanus (New World hookworm) is the source of this 1086-nucleotide messenger RNA. RefSeq lists its product as uncharacterized. Lineage: Eukaryota; Metazoa; Nematoda; Chromadorea; Rhabditida; Ancylostomatidae. The coding region runs from base 1 to 1086 and encodes 361 amino acids. The record is from RefSeq and is a predicted model, not a curated record. The transcript is spliced from 3 exons.
AUGGCACUUCGUUUUGAUGGAAGAGUAGCGAUUGUGACAGGAGCUGGUGGUGGGCUCGGCAGAAAGCAUGCCUUGGAGCUUGCUAAACAAGAAUGCAAAGUUGUAUCACGAAAAUACUCCAUAAUAAUGCAAAACACAUUACCGGUUUGGUGCGCUUUCGACCGUGUCCCACAUGAGCUGUUAUGGAUGUCCAUGAGGUCGCAUAGAGUACCAGAAGAAUAUGUGCGGUGGACUAAGCUACUUUAUGCGAAGCCUACCAGCGUUGUACGAUUUGCUGCUGGAACAAGCAGGCCAUUCCCUGUACAAGUAGGGGUUCAUCAGGGUUCAUCCCUCUCACCUCUGCUGUUCAUACUGUGCAUGGACACGAUAACGAAGGAAAUCCAGAAGCAGCAUCCGUGGACUCUACUCUUUGCCGACGAUGUCAUGCUCGCGGCGGAGUCUCGAGAUGAUCUUCAGAAACAAGUACAGUCUUGGAAGGAUCAACUGCAGCAAUAUGGAUUGCGCCUCAACACAUCAAAAACUGAGUACAUGGAGUGCGGACCAAGGAUAGAGGAUGGUUCAAUUCGUGUCGAUGGCACCGAAUUAAACAAGGUGAACUGUUUCAAGUACCUUGGAUCCAAAGUGACUUCCACAGGCGACAUUGAUCAAGAAGUCGAAGAUCUACAGGACGGUUGUGCGUCCUGUUGCGAGUGCUGGCCGACGACGAAAGCCUUGGAAAGAGUACUGCACGCUAUGGAAAUGCGGAUGUUAAGGUGGACAAUAGGUGUAACGCUAAAAGAGAAAGUAUCCAACGACACUGUGCGCUCCAUCUUCGGCGUCGUCCCGAUAACUGAGAAGAUGAAGGAGGCCCGACUGAGAUGGUUCGGUCACGUCUUGCGGCGAGAGGAAGAUUCUGUGGCCCAAACCGCACUGAAGCUCGACGUUUCAGGAGUGAGGCCGCGUGGGAGGCCAAAGAUUCGCUGGUUAGACCGUGUGAAGCUGGAUAUGAUAGAUGCACAUUUGUGUACGGCUGAUGCAAUGGAUAGAACCAAAUGGAAGACAAGAAGCAGAAAAGCGGACCCUGCAACAAUGCGGGACAAACGCUAG